Messenger RNA from Hyaena hyaena (striped hyena), 6487 nucleotides. It is a transcript of the gene MTUS1, whose product is annotated as microtubule associated scaffold protein 1. Gene Ontology annotation, cellular component: nucleus; cytoplasm. NCBI's taxonomy places the organism in Eukaryota, Metazoa, Chordata, Mammalia, Carnivora, Hyaenidae. Bases 570 to 4394 code for a protein of 1274 amino acids. The record is from RefSeq and is a predicted model, not a curated record. The transcript is spliced from 15 exons. Gene Ontology annotation, molecular function: microtubule binding.
AGUGUCUCGGGGCGCACCCCCCCCCCGCCGGGUCGCCGCCUGCCCUUUGUCUCCAGUUGCGAGGCGCAGGCUGGGCCCGUCUGGAAGGGGAGGCUGCGGGCCAAGGGGGGCCGAGGCGGCGGCGCUUUUCUAUUUACAAGUUUCCCGAACUCCCCGCCCUUGCUCCGCCCCCGGCGGCUCGGGGGGCGGGGAGGCCGGGCGCCUCGGACUCCGGGUUCCCGCCCGGCCGCUGCAGCCUCCGCCGGCGUGCGGGGGCGGGGCGAGCGCCGGGCCGUGUGUCCUCAGGUGCGGACGCUGCCCGCCGGGCACUGAUUGCGCCGCGGGCCUCGGGGGUCCGGAGGGCGCCCGGCUCGGAGCCCCGGUUUCCCCGCGUCCUGUGCGUCUCGGCUCCGGGGGAAGGAGGAGGAGGCGCUGCGGGGAACAGCAAAUCAUUACAACCUGAAAGCAUAUUAGAAAGUUUCAACUGUGCUAAAAGAAAAAAAUUUAGGAGAUACAGUUUUUCCUUUCCUUUCAUUUGAAAGGAUUUAAAGAAGAAAGAAAAUGGUAGCUGUUUAAAGUUAAUAUUCAGGAUGAAUGAUGAUAAUUCGGAUGAGAAAACAGAAGAUGAACUGCAAUCCUUACUUCUCAGUGAUAAAAAUGAAAAUAACUGUGCAUACAACCAAAAUUCCCCACAUACCCAAAACUCCUCAGCCGAUAAUGUGAGUUGGACCUCUGCCAUCGCGGAUGACAUGGUGGUUGAGUAUGAAGCCAUUUCUGCCGUGGACAUUGGUGAAACUAUUGCUUUAACUCCUCCAUGUGUUGAAGUGCUUCAUCACCAAAAGGCAUCAAGUGAGUCGAAUAGGAAGGAGGUGUUAGACAACCAUAAAGUCUCCACGUGUCAGUCUUGUGUGCAUGUUGUAAACGCAGAGGAGCCAAAGUAUCUGCCGAGCAGUUGUCAUUCCCUAGAACCAUUACAGGACCAGAGUGCCGAGACAUUGCUGCCUUUUGUGUGGAAACCCAACGAUGAUGAUUUGAACUCUCCAGACUAUCUUACUGCCUUGGAGAUAAACCAGACAUUUGACAUGACAGUGGAUAAUGUUAACUGCACCUUUGUAACACAUCAUGCCACUGGAAAGAGUCAGUCUUUGCAUACCACUGGAAAUCUGCAGCCUAGUGGUACGAGGAGUGGAAAUCCAUCUUUAUCCUGUUCAGUUCAUACAUCUCCCCAUUCUGAUAAGUUACAUGUGAGAGAAAUGAAUUCCCAUCAAGACAGCUUUGAAAACCCUCAAGCCACAGCAUCAGAGGCCCAAGGUACACCUUACACAGCAUUUCCUGAUAUGAUGCAAACUGAUACUCUUGUUCCAGAUCUUGUCAUUCAGUGUCCGUAUUCUUCAGGACAAGUCACCAGUGACCACGCAGAUGGGUCACAGCAAGGAUUAGUUGGCGAAAAAGAGAUACAAGCUCCAACGCCAGUUUCUGAGGGCAUGGAUGUUCCCAAUGGGGCUGUAUUACAAGAGUUCUUUUGUUUAUCUAAAGAUGAACCAAAUAGUGAGACACAUUCACAGGGUUCAUAUGGGCAAAAGGAAAUGAGCCAAAAUCUAAGAGAAACAGUGUCCAAUUGUCUUAUAGAUGAUGAAUGCCCUUUACUGGUGCCAGCUUUUGAUAAAAGUGAAGCCCAAGUGCUGAACCCAGAACAUGAAGUCACGGUGGCUGGAGAUACACACGAUGCCUCUCACGAAAAGGACUUGGAAACCCAAAAUCGUACCAUAGAAUUGAUAAUGACUAGCCCAUCAGGACAGAAGAUGGCUUCAUCAGUUGAACUGAGUUGGGAUGCCAAGGAUAUGGCUAUUAACACGAAUAAUACUGUUUGCAUGUCAACACCAGUCCUAGAACCGCCCAAUGCAACAUUUUCUAUUUCACCUAUUGAAGUGUCAGAGAAAUGUAGUAAAGCGGAGAAAAGUCAUCAAGAGCUUAGAAAUGUACCGAACUUGAAGGGGGCACCUAUGAACAUGUGUAAACCUAACCUAGGAAAAUUGACAACUAAAAUGAAUACUCCUAUAGGCAGCAAAGUUAGAAAAACUGAAAUUAUAAGUUACCCAAGACCAAACUUCAAGAAUGUCAAAGCUAAAGUUAUGUCUAGACCAGUGUUACAGGCCAGAGACCCUGCUCUGUCGAAGGUCACACCCAGACCUCAGUUAACCAGUGCCUCGUCACCCUUAUCCGUGUCGUCCUCAAGACAGUUGACAGCUUUGAGCAGAACACCAAGGCCUGACUUGAAUGCAGAUACAAAAGCAGAAAUCCUAAUUAACAAGACGCAUAAGCAGCAAUUUAAUAAACUCAUUACUAGCCAGGCUGUGCAUGUUACAACUCAUUCUAAAAAUGCUUCACACAAGGUUCCAAGAACAACAUCUGCCGUGAAAUCGAAUCAGGAAGAUGUUGACAAAGCAAGUUCUAAUUCAGCAUGCGAGACCGAGUCCGUGGCUACCUUUUUUCAGAAGAUGAAAGACAUACUCCCUGUUAAAAUGGAAAGUGCAGAAUGCUUGGAAAUAACAUACGCUUCCGACAUCGAUAGGAUUAACCCUGAAAAGAAGGGUGAAAAAGAAAAUGGGACACCUAUGGAAAAACAAGAACUAAAAAAGGAAGUUCUGAAUGAGACCUUUGAAUAUGGUUCUCUGUUUUUGGAUUCUGCUUCAAAAACUGCAGUCACCUCAGGUAGGAAUAUUUCCAAACCUGACUCCUCCAAUUUGAGGAAAACACCUGGUUCAAAAGCCAAAGUGGGGCCUUCUGCUUCCUGUUUGAGGCGGACUAGUGACAGUAGAAAUCUCAAUUCUGAACGGGCCUUAUCUCCUCAGAGGAUCAGGCGUGUGUCCAGUUCUGGGAAACCUACAUCCUUGAAAGAUGCACAGCCGUCUUGGGUGAAUUUGCUUAGACCACUUCCUAAACGCAAAACGUCUUUGAAAAGUUCUGCUCUGAGGAGGACAGGAAGCGCGUCCUCUGUUGCCAGCAUCCACGGUGAUCUGAGCACUUACAGCAAUAACUCCGGGAAUGCCACUGUCAUCAAGUAUGAGGAAAAACCUCCCAAACCAGCAUUUCAGAAUGGUUCCUCAGGAUCCUUAUAUUUGAAGCCUUUGAUACCCAGAGCUCAUGCCCACUUACUAAAAACUCCUUCAAAAGGUCCUUCAAGAAAAAAUCUGUUUACGGCUUUUAAUGUGGUUGAAAAGGGCAGACAAAAGAAUCCCAGAAGUUUGUGUACCCAGACCCAGACGUCUCCAGAUGUGCUGUCCUCUGAAAAAACACUUGAGUUGGCCCAGUAUAAAACAAAAUGUGAAAACCAAAGUGGAUUUAUCCUGCAGCUCAAGCAGCUUCUUUCCUGUGGUAAUACCAGGUUUGAAGCAUUAACCGUUGUGAUUCAGCACCUACUCUCAGAGCGAGAGGAAGCUCUGAAACAACACAAAACCCUAUCUCAAGAACUUGUUAACCUUCGAGGAGAGCUAGUCACUGCUUCAUCUACCUGUGAGAAAUUAGAAAAAGCCAGAAAUGAGUUGCAAAUAGCUUACGAAGGGUUUGUCCAGAAGCUAAACCAGCAGCACCAGACUGACCUAACAGAGCUGGAGAAUCGGCUUAAAGAAUUUUAUACAGGGGAGUGUGAAAAGCUCCAGAACAUUUACAUUGAAGAAGCAGAGAAGUACAAAAACCAAUUGCAAGAGCAGUUUGACAACUUAAAUGCUGCCCAUGAAACUUCAAAGCUGGAAAUUGAAGCUAGCCACUCAGAGAAAAUUGAAUUGCUGAAGAAAGCCUAUGAAAACUCCCUUUCAGAAAUCAAGAAAAACCAUGAAAUAGAAAAGAAAUCACUUGAGGAUAUGCUUUAUGAGAAGCAGGAAUCACUAGAGAAACAAAUCAAUGAUCUGAAGAGUGAAAAUGAUGCUUUAAAUGAAAAGUUGAAAUCAGAAGAACAAAAAAGAAUAUCAAGAGAGAAAGCAAACUUAAAGACCCCUCAGAUCAUGUACCUGGAGCAAGAACUAGAAAGCCUGAAAGCCGUGCUGGAGAUCAAGAAUGAAAAACUGCAUCAGCAGGAUGUCAAGUUAAUGAAAAUGGAGAAGCUGGUGGACAGCAACACAGCGCUGGUUGACAAACUGAAGCGAUUCCAGCAGGAGAAUGAGGAACUAAAAGCUCGGAUGGACAAGCACAUGGCAAUUUCAAGGCAACUGUCCACCGAGCAGGCUGUACUGCAGGAGUCCCUGGAGAAGGAGUCCAAGGUCAACAAGAGACUGUCCAUGGAGAACGAGGAGCUGCUGUGGAAGCUGCACAAUGGGGACCUGUGCAGCCCUAAGAGGUCCCCCACGUCCGCCACCGCCCCCUUCCAGCCCCCGCGGAGCCCCGGCUCCUGCCCCACCCCCGGCGUCUCACCCAGAUGACCCCUCCUGGCAGCCGGGAGACUGUCGGAAGCAUCUGUGACAGGCCUGCGGGACUGACCCCAACCACACUCGCGGGAGCACGCGCCACAGCGGCGGACGUGUAGGGACCACGCUGGAACUGGGCGGGCGCUGCCCCCGAGGCUCCUUCUGAGACUGGAACACUCUGGAGGGAGACUUGGACCCCGUCCAAGAGCCCCCUCCCCAAAGACCUCAGAACGGAUCCGCAAGGACGGACAGACGGACGCUGUUGCACAAAGCACUUAAGGAACAAGAGGGGCUUGUUCAUUGCCCUUUCCACCUAAGCAUGGGGGGGAAGAAAACUCAGGGGCCCGUUAAGAUAAAGAUUUAUAACCUUUAUAAUGUUCUUCACCGCCGACACCUUGGGAUUUUUGUUUUGGUCUGAGUGGGGAUGUGUGAGUGGAGUGGAUGCGACAGACUGUCCCGUGUCUGCUGCCGCCUCCGGCGUCGUGUCCUGAGAGGCCAGCGCUGCACCCGGCUGGGUAGGUACCCCUCACCGAAGAGUGUGUGCGCUUCCGCAAAAGCCAUAGGAGGAGCAGCAGCAAUUGCUUGAAUUAAGACUCUCUACCGCCAACCUGGCUCUGCCCUUGACAGUGGGGAGCGGUCGGUAAUGACCGGCGAGCUUGGACCGGCUCAUGUCCCUGCAGCUCUGGGUCCUUCUGUGAUACCUUGCCGGCAGUCUCUUGGUGUUCAACCGCAUCAGUUCAUACUAGCUCGGUUUUUUCCUAGGUUUUUAACCUCCCUACGUGAACCUAACAUUAUACUACAAUCUAUUUUCUCAGGCUAUCAGCAAGUAUAAGAACCUAAUUUUUCUAAAAAUCUGUAUAAAGGAAAGGGCAGUACCGAUGGGUUUGCUUCUGCCUUAUUUUUACCUUGACCUGAGCUAUCCCCACAGAUUUAAACUGUUUGCUCUCCCAUUACCUUCACUUUCCCCCCUUCCUCCUCUCCACGCCCCACUCCUCGCCAGAGCCACAAAUGCAAACCUUCUACCUCCUACCUACUCUUCUCUGGGACAAGGAAUAGCUUUUCUAGAGCCAGCUCAUCAUCAAGGUGCCAAAACCACUUUCCAAACAAACUACGGCCUGGAUCUGAUGGUACAAAUGUCGGGAAACCCUGGAGAGAGUGAAGAACAAGGCAUUAGCGAGCUGAAUGGAUUAAAGGAGGAGUCAGUGCUCACAGAUGAGUAGGGCAUUGAUGUAGUAUUUAAUAAAACAUUCUGGGAAGAUAACGGUAAGCUUCCCUGUACUCUUGGAGGAAUCCUCCGGUCCUUGAGGAGGUAGUGGAAUGGCCAGUCAGUGGGUGGGAGAUGUGAUGGGUACCACUCCCUCCAAGUCGCAGUUCAAUUUCUCUUCAGAACUUAUUACCUCCCCCAAUUCUAAUACAUUUAGAGGGAGGUAGAAGGAAGCACUGUGGCUUGAUCUCCCUCUCCCUGCAUGUCAGUAUUUACGAACCCGCGUCACUGUCCAGUGGCUGUACAAACAACCCCUAUAGUGUAAGAACAGUUUCAGGAUACUAGAGGUGGAUAUUUGAGUCCUCAUUUACAUGGACACUACAUGGCAAGCUGAGAUCCAUGAUGCAUGGUGGUUUUUAUUAGUGAUUGUGUCUGAAGCCCUUAAUCUCCAACAGUGUAUUAUGUCUGUUACCUUCCAUGUUUGCUUCCGAUAAAUGGGAAUUUAGGUUCACUGCCACCUUAUGGAAUAGCUCUCUGCUUGCCCUUCUGAGUUAUUUUCAAUGCCAUUAGCCAAAGUUGGGUUUGCCAUCCAUCUCCUCGGCAUGGUGACCCUUGUGCGAUUCCCUGCUGUCCGCCAUACUGUUUAGGUGUCCGGGGAAAUCAAUCUUACACAAUUAAUACAAAACGUCUCUGGAGAAUGGGAGACGUUAGGAGAGAAGAUAGGAAACAAAACAGAGAACUUUAAGAUUUUUUUCUUUCCAAACCAAAUGUUGUUCACGUAGGAUGCAAAAUGAUGGCACGUCAUAAAAAUAAGGAUGUGUAAACUGUAGUUGUGCUCAGUUUGUAGUGUUGGAAAAUGUAUUUUACUUUGAUCAAAUAAAUAAUGCUGGAAUAUUCAACCUAA